Molecule: messenger RNA, 927 nt
Organism: Lotus japonicus
Lineage: Eukaryota; Viridiplantae; Streptophyta; Magnoliopsida; Fabales; Fabaceae
Exons: 3
Coding region: 278-556 (92 amino acids)
Source: RefSeq, a predicted model, not a curated record
CCAACCAUUUCAUUUUCCUUCUUCCCCUGGUUUUCUCUUUCUCCUCAUUUAAUUUACCUUUCUUGUCCUUUCUCUCUUUUUCUUCUAUCUUCUGGCCUUUCUUUCCCUUCCAAAUUCAAUCAUCUAGCUUAUUCCCCUCUUUUAAUAGUUAUGUUACUCUAGACUAUACAAAUAUUAAUACCUUUAUAUUAAAUCAUUAGAUCAUACACAGGGGAGCAAAGUAGCAACCGCCUUCAAUUCUAAUAUAGUUCCAUUACACACAAAAGAAGCAGAGGCUAUGGGAGAUUCAUCGUCUGCUGCUUAUAUCCACCUAGUGCACCGUUUGAUAGAGGAGUGUAUUCUAUUCAACAUGAGCAAAGAAGAGUGCAUGGAAGCUCUCUCUAAACAUGCAAACAUCCAACCGGUUAUUACCUCCACCGUUUGGAAGGAGUUAGAAAAGGAGAACAAGGAGUUUUUCGAGGCAUAUUCAAGGAGCAGGGCAGAGAUCAGAGCAUCAGAGACAGAGACAAGGCAAAGGAUACAAAACAUGAUUUCAGAUAAUUCUUCCAAACAAUGAGUUUAGGUUUCAUACGCAAUUAAAACAAAAGCUAGCUAGCUAGUUGUCAAAUAAUCGAAGGUUGAAAAACCCGGUUGAAGGUCUAUGUAAUAUUAACAUCACAAAUGAAACAACGGUUGCAGCACCAAAUCAUAAUAUUAUUGGAGCAAGGAACAACAUUGAUCGUCGUAUAAUUAAGGGCGGCAUAUAUAUUUGGCUUCAUUUGAUUUGUUUGAGUAUGUAGAAGUUGAAGUCAGCACUCUACAGUGACAGUGAGAGUGUGACAUGGCAUACAUGCAAUUCAUGUGUUCUGUUGAAUAGUUUUUGUAACAUUGUCUGUGAGGCUAGCUCGAUGUGCAUAUAAAUAAAAAGAACUUUAUUGUUAGAUAUUC